AUGAGGUCGCUGAAGCAAUGUCUAGCAGUGGUGGUACUGUCUACUCUGCCCUGCGUCAGAGCUAUCACGCCAGAGGCUAUGCUCGCUGCUCCUCGUAGAGGUCCUGCGCUGGCUAACCCGUCUGGAGAAUUUGCUGUUUACACGAGCACUAACUACUCCUUCGAGACGCAAGAAGCAACGACAAUAUGGGAGAAGCUCAAUCUAACAACAGGAGAGAUCUCGGUUUGGUCGACUGACUCCAACAUUUCUGAAGUUGUCUUUGUAGGCGCCGAACCGACCAGCAUUCUUUACGUCAAUGCCACAAACGAGGAAGGCGACGGCGGCAUUUCUCUGUACGCUGCGGACGCUAACAACCUCUCAAAUGCCAAUCUCGUGGGGUCUGUCCCAGCUCCGCUUUCUGGUCUGAAAGCCGUUACUGCAGCGUCUGGGGACAUUCACUUCGUGCUCUAUGGUCUAGCAUAUCCUAACGGCACUGCAUACAACGCCGACACCGCCGUAGCACCGGCAAGCACCGCCAGGAUCUACUCGAGCAUAUACGUGCGACACUGGGAUACCUACCUAUCCCAACAGCGCAAUGCCGUCUUUGGCGGAGUACUCACCGCGGCAAAUGGUAGCUUUGCAUUCAAUGGCGCCCUCCGAAACUACGUGACUGGAAAGUGCAAUGCCACUUGCGCCGAAUCACCUGUUCAACCCUUUGGUGGAUCGGGCGACUACGACAUCUCUCCCGAUGGCACUUCCAUUGUCUUCCUUACCAAAAAUGUUGACUUGCCUCUAGCCAACUUCACCAGCAGCCAGAUCUACUUCGUGCCCUUCAACGGCAGCGUUAACCAGUCUGUUCCCAUCAACCCAAUUGGCGCCACCCCCGGCGCCGAAGGCGCCUCUGGGGUCCCUACGUUCUCGAAAGAUGGCUCAAAGAUUGCCUACGUGCAAAUGAACGGUAUAUCUUAUGAAUCUGACCGCAAUGUUGUGUAUGUCGCAGAUGCGAAUCCAUCAAAUUUCAACGUUACUGCCCUUGCUGGUGAUUGGGACAGGUCACCUGAUAAUCUCGUAUGGUCUAACGACGGAGCUGCUGUCUUUGUGGCUGCACCUGACCUAGGUCGAGAACGUGUCUUUACAGUACCACUCUCUGCUGGAGCCAACUACAAUCCAAACAAUAUCACGGAUGAAGGAACCGUGGCUGCGAUGCAACAGCUUCCAAAUGGCAACCUCUUGAUAUCAGAUUCGAAGAUCUGGUCUAGCAGGGACAUAUACUCUGUUAGCUCAAACGGCACUGUUACCAAUGUCUAUUUCCAAGCCAAUUUGGUCGACGAAGCUCUUGCUGGUCUUGGCCCCAAUGACGUAUCAGAAUUCUACUAUUCAACCAACAGCAGUGAGAUCGAUCAACAAUCCUGGAUCAUCUACCCGGCCAAUUUCUCUGCAAACGGGAGUUAUCCCUUAUGCUUUAUUACGCACGGAGGACCACAGGGUGCCCACUUCAAUUCAUGGUCAACGAGGUGGAAUUUCAAAGUCUGGGCUGACCAGGGUUACGUAGUUAUCGCACCAAAUCCUACUGCGUCAACCGGAUGGGGCCAGAACCUCACCGACGCAGUUGCCGGCCAUUGGGGCGACUAUCCAUACAAUGAUCUCGUCCACGUCUGGGACUACGUUAACAGCUCCCUGCCUUACGUCGAUACCUCUCGUGGCGUUGAAGCAGGAGCUUCAUUUGGUGGCUACAUGACCAACUGGAUGCAAGGUCACGAACUUGGUCGCCGCUUUAAGGCUCUGGUCACUCACGAUGGCUCAACCAGUACGUUGAACCAAUACGCUAGCGAAGAGCUCUGGUUCAUGAACCAUGACUUCAAUGGCAUCUUCACCUCACCAAACACAACUUCGCCAUAUUACGAGUGGAAUCCUAUCAACUAUAUAGAGAACUGGGCAACGCCACAUUUCGUAAUACACAAUGAUCUGGAUUACAGGUUGCCAGUGUCGGAAGGUAUCAUGUUGUUCAAUUUACUGCAGGUGAAGGGUGUGCCAAGCAAGUUCCUCAAUUUUCCAGACGAGAACCACUGGGUACUCAACAGGCAGAACAGCUUGGUGUGGCAUACGGAGAUCUUCAGGUGGAUAAACUAUUACUCUGGAAUCAGUCAGGAAGGGCCGUAUUAG
Lithohypha guttulata is the source of this 2142-nucleotide messenger RNA. RefSeq names its product Dipeptidyl-peptidase 5 (gene dpp5). Gene Ontology annotation, molecular function: serine-type endopeptidase activity. The record is from RefSeq and is a predicted model, not a curated record. Gene Ontology annotation, biological process: proteolysis. The coding region runs from base 1 to 2142 and encodes 713 amino acids. Lineage: Eukaryota; Fungi; Ascomycota; Eurotiomycetes; Chaetothyriales; Trichomeriaceae. The transcript is spliced from 2 exons.